AUGGGAAUGAUUCUCAUCUUGACGCUUCUGGAUCAUUGGCUUUGCAAGGAACCCAAGAUGGAAGGCAAACGAUAUGCGUACUUCGACUUCGCGCAGACAGACCGGUUGCAGCGAUUGUCGUCGUCAACCCCCCGAGACCCUGAGCGACAGGAUCAGCUGCUCGCCCUCCGUGGAGCCACGCGGAAUCAUCGUGUCCGUAUUGCCCUCGUUUCUCAAGGGGCGGAAACAAUUCCCAUGCUCCAUUAA
Messenger RNA from Sodiomyces alkalinus F11, 246 nucleotides. RefSeq lists its product as hypothetical. The coding region runs from base 1 to 246 and encodes 81 amino acids. Lineage: Eukaryota; Fungi; Ascomycota; Sordariomycetes; Glomerellales; Plectosphaerellaceae. The record is from RefSeq and is a predicted model, not a curated record. The transcript has 4 exons.